Messenger RNA from Cylindrotheca closterium, 375 nucleotides. The record is from the annotation of a GenBank genome assembly. Lineage: Eukaryota; Bacillariophyta; Bacillariophyceae; Bacillariales; Bacillariaceae.
AUGGUGCUAACGAGUAUAGCCGAUCUUUCCGACGCACAAAAGGAAGAGCUUGUUGCUUCCCUAUCAUGCCUUGUUAUCGGUAGUGGUGAGGUUUCGGCGGAGAAGAUCUCCGCUGUUGCGACAGCCUCUGGAAACUCUGUUUCAGAUGCCAUGUCUGCCUUGUUCGCCAGUGUAGUGACUGGUGCACCAAAGGGAGUUGAAUCCUUCACACCACCACCAGGAGGUGGUGGUGGCGGCGGUGGCGGCGGUGGUGCCGCAGCCGGAGGAGGCGCAGCUGCUGUUGAAGAGAAGGAAGAAGAAGAGGAAGAAGAAGCCGAGAUUGGCGGAGGAAUGGAUAUGUUCGGAGGGGAAGGCGGUGACGGUGGUGACUACUAA